Uloborus diversus is the source of this 2010-nucleotide messenger RNA. RefSeq names its product band 4.1-like protein 5. Bases 99 to 1997 code for a protein of 632 amino acids. The record is from RefSeq and is a predicted model, not a curated record. The transcript has 15 exons. Gene Ontology annotation, cellular component: cytoskeleton. Lineage: Eukaryota; Metazoa; Arthropoda; Arachnida; Araneae; Uloboridae.
UGUAGGUCGUGUGAUGCAAGUUGUGUUAACUUUUAGAUACAUGAUGUUAUAAAGUAUAAUAAUUGAAUUGUCUUUCCUACAGUUCUUGUGGACGAAAAAUGCUUCGAUUUUUCAGCAAACGAUUCGGAAAAGGUUCUCAAAGCUUUCGAAGGACAGAAUUGGAUGAAUGUGCAAAAUAUAAUAAAAACGUAAUACCUUGCAAAAUUGUCUUAUUGGACGGCUCUGUUUUGAAUGUUGAAGUUUCGAAAAAAGCCACUGGAGCUGACCUGUGCGAACAAGUAUUUUACCACAUUGACCUUGUUGAAAAAGACUAUUUUGGUCUUCAUUACACAGAUGCCUUUAAUACCUUGCAUUGGCUUGACCCUUCUAAAGAAAUAAAGAAGCAAAUUAAAGGUACAUUACCAUUUGUUUGUCAUUUAGGAGCCAAAUUUUAUUCUUAUGAACCAACUAAUUUAAGAGAGGAAUUAACUAGGUACUUAUUUUUCUUGCAGUUAAAACAUGAUAUUUUAACGGGAAAGUUACCUUGUACAUAUAACACUAUUGUAGAGUUAUCUGCAUUAGCUCUUCAGUCGGAAUGUGGUGACUACGAUGACACUGUGCAUACAUUGGGUUUUGUGUCAGAAUUCCGCUUUGCACCUAAUCAAACUGAAGAGAUGGAAGCUGAUAUUCUGGAACAGUACAAAACAUGCAAGGGCCAAAAUCCUGCUCAAGCUGAACUGAAUUUUUUACAUAAAGUCAAGUGGUUAGAAAUGUAUGGUGUAGAUUUGCAUACAGUUCUGGGUAAAGAUGGUAAUGAGUAUUCCUUAGGGCUCACUCCAACAGGCAUUCUAGUCUUUGAGGGUAAUACCAAAAUAGGUCUGUUUUUUUGGCCAAAAAUUACAAAGCUAAAUUUUAAAAACAAGAAAUUGUCAUUAGUAGUUAUUGAAGAUGAUGAUGAGGGCAAGGAACAAGAACAUACGUUUGUAUUUCGCCUUCACAAUCCCAGAGCUUGCAAACAUUUAUGGAAAUGUGCCAUAGAACAUCAUGCCUUCUUCCGUUUAAAAGGCCCCAUUGUUGAGCAAUCUGCUAAACAAGGUUUUAUACGUAUGGGCUCUCGUUUUAGAUAUAGUGGUCGAACCGAAUUUCAAGUGACCCACCAUAGUCGUGCCAGAAGAACUGUACAGUUUGAGCGAAGACCAAGUCAAAGAUAUUCCCGCCGUCCAAACCAAAAUAUGAACAGUGAGAUCCUGAGACCUAAUAUCAUAUCUGUUGAGCAAAAUUCAGUUGCUGAACAAAAGCCAGUUACUUCUGUUUCAACAUCCUCAGCAGUGACUUCUGUCAGGUCACAUGAUAGCUCAAGUCAAGUGCAGGGGAUCCAAAAGGGGGGCAAAAUUAAUGAGCUGAUUAAGUCAAUUGCCAAAGAUGUCACACUUGCCCCAGAAACAGAUGAUUUUGCUGCUGAUUUUUUGGAUGUAGCAAAACCAGUUGAUACACCACCACUGUCAGAAUCUGAAGUUUUAGCUUGUAAGCUAAAAGCCUUGGAUUCUUCACCUUCUAAGUUAAGGAAAGGAUUUCCAGCCAAAAGUGGAACCUGCAGUUCUUCGACAAAGGAUAUAAAUAUUCUUCCUAACAAUCAGAUGUUACCUAGAAGCGGAGGUGCCAAACCCAUACCUUUAGAUCAAAUGAAAUGCAAUAUUUUGAAGUCAAAUGUCAAUGAAGAGAAAUCUAAAAACAGUGAAAAAUCUUUCAAUGGAGAUUUAGAAGAUAUACAAGCUGUUAAAAAUACAACAGAAAGAUCACAUGCAUUAACCAGUGAUUGUGAUUUGAAAGAAAGAAUAUGCUGUGAUACUUGUAGUAAAACAAAAACUCAUCCCAUCUUCUUAGAAGUUGAUUCAAAGAAACCCUCUUCUCCUUCAUUACAACUCAAAACAAAAUCGAUCAUUAUAGAAGAAAAUCAUAUAUCACCAUGGCAAGUUGCAUCAACUGAUAAAAUUUAUUUGCUAACAACUGAAUUGUGACCACAGUUGAAGA